Molecule: messenger RNA, 3040 nt
Organism: Thamnophis sirtalis
Lineage: Eukaryota; Metazoa; Chordata; Lepidosauria; Squamata; Natricidae
Source: RefSeq, a predicted model, not a curated record
AUCUUACAAACAACACAAAUGCAACUCGGAAAAGGAGAGAUCGAUGCUCUUUUCGGCACCGCUUGAGCUCUUUUCUGCAGAUCCUUAAAUAGUUCCGAUCGUCUUGGAAAGAGUUGCCGUUCGAAUUGGUAACUGGCACUGGAGAAGCGCACGAGUAAAUAUCCACCAAAGUGAGGCAUUGAUUAUCCUGUUGAAAUCAGCUCUUAAUGUAUGUAGCUGCCCAAGUAUGAGUUUGGAAAGCACAACCUCUUACUAUAAUGGCAGAGCAGCUAACUGAUAAAACAAAAAUUAUCCACAAAGCUACAGCAGGAGGAGAUUCAUUGUCCUUCGUAAACUCACUGAAAGUCCACAGAGAAUUGCUAGUCAAUCGAAUCCGCAAUACCCAGUGUUUGAUUGACAACUUGAUUAAGAAUGACUAUUUCUCCAUAGAAGAUGCAGAGAUUGCUGCACAGUUUUCUACACAAGCAGACAAGGUCCGUAAAAUUCUGGAUCUAGCCCAAAGUAAAGGUGAGGAAGUUGCAGAGUACUGCCUGUAUGUCCUGCAACAAGCUGGUGAUGCUUACUAUGACUUACAUCCUUGGUUGGAGGAGAUUGGCUUCCACCCAUCAGAAGUCAUUUGUAGCAAACCUGUGGAAAAUACUGACCCAGUCAGCAGAUACCAGCAGAAACUUAAAGAUGAAUUGUGCCGAGAAACAAAGUUCGUCAUGUCAUAUGCCCAAAAGGAAGACAUGUUGCUUGAAGAAAUAUAUUCUGCUAAUAUUAUGGAGUUUUUGAAUCAUAAAAAUGAGAAACUCAGUAAUGUGGAUGCUUUAGAAGAUCUACUUAUUGACAAUUUUGGGCUGAUCAAUGAAAAUGGAGAGACCAUCUAUAUCUUUGGGGAUGCUGGAAUUGGAAAGUCCUUGUUACUGCAAAAGAUGCAAAAUCUCUGGUCCAAGAAUGCCUUUGAUGUAGGGGCCAAAUUCUUCUUUCGUUUCCGAUGCCGAAUGUUCAGCUGCUUCAAGCAAGAAGAAGUGUUUUGUUUAAAGGAUCUUCUCUUCAAGUAUAAUUGUUUCCCAGAUCAGGAUCAAGAGGAGGUUUUCAACUUCAUUGUAAAAUUUCCUCAUACUGUCUUGUUUACAUUUGAUGGAUUUGAUGAAAUUCAUUCUGAUUUUGAUCUCAGUAGUAUUCCUGAAAUCUGCUCUCCCACUGAAUCUAUUCAUCCACUUGCUCUUCUGGUGGGCCUCCUCAGUGGAAAACUUUUGAAGGGAUCUAGAAAAAUUCUGACAGCCAGGACAGGGACAGAAAUUGAUAAAAAUAUUGUCCGGAAGAAAGUACAUCUUCGAGGAUUUUCCAGUAGUAACCUGAAAGAUUAUACUAAAGUGUUCUUCAAAGAUGAAGGAUGUCAGACUUUGGUUUUGAACCAACUGGAAGCCAACCCAAAUCUAAGCAGUUUGUGUUUGGUGCCAUUAUUUUGCUGGAUUAUGUUCAAAUGCUUUGAACAUUUCCACUCUGCAUUUGAUAGCCAUGAGCUCCCAGACUUCACUGUAACGCUAACGGACAUAUUCUUACUCAUGACUGAAGUCCACCUUAAUCGCAUUCAAAAGACAAAUUUGCUAAAGAAGAACAACAGAAGCCAAGAAGAAACAUACAGGUCCAAUAAAGAGAAAUUGUUUGCACUGAGUAAAAUAGCCUACAUAGGAAUGCAGAAAUCUCUCUUUGUCUUUGAGCAAGAGGAAGUCCUUAGUGACCUCCUUGAGCAGGAUUUACAUUUAGGAUUUCUCAGGACAGUUCCUAAUUAUGAAGGUACUGCAGACCAAUCUUGCUAUGAAUUCCUGCACUUGACCCUGCAGUCAUUUUUCGCAGCUUUUUAUCUGGUAACAAAUGAGAAAGUGGGGGCCAGGGAUUUGCUGCAGUUCUUUGCUGAAUGCUCCAUGCAAGACAGUACUCUGUCUUCCUGCUUGCCUCUUUCCUGGUUAAAAAAUUACCACCCAACAGGAGGAGAUCCUUUCCGAAAUAAAGAGCACUUUCAUUUUACUAAUCUCUUCUUGUGUGGGUUGCUUUCCAAGGCAAGGCAGAAACUCUUGAGGCAUCUGAUUCCUCUCAGUACAGUCAAGAAGAAAAGGAGGAUUCUUCUUGCCUAUUUUUUUGAAAGCAUGAAGUCUCACCUGAAGGGUCUCUCUCGGGCAAGGCUGAAAGAAUACAGACAGGUUCAAGUAAUGCCAAACUUUGUUUGGAUGCUGAGAUGCAUCUAUGAGACACAGAGUGAGAAAGUUGGUAAAGGGGUUGCCAAAUGCAUGCGUGCCAACUACAUCAAACUGACUUACUGCAAUGCCUACUCCGCUGAUUGCAGUGCCAUCUCCUUUGUUAUGCAUCAUUUCCAGAAACACUUGGCCCUUGAUCUGGACAAUAACAACAUCAAUGAUUAUGGGAUCAAGCAGCUGCAACCUUGCUUUAGCCAUCUGGCAGUACUCAGGGUGAGCGUGAACCAGAUCACAGAUCAAGGUGUGAGAGUGCUUUACGAGGAGCUAUCCAAAUUCAAAAUUGUGUCUUAUUUGGGCUUAUACAACAACCAGAUUACUGAUAUUGGAGCAAAAUAUGUGGCAAGACUCAUUGAGGAAUGUCCAAGCCUCGUCUAUGUUAAGAUAGGAGCAAACAAGAUAACAAGCGAGGGAGGGAAAAGUCUUGCUUAUGCCAUCAAGAAAAGUAAAACUAUGUAUGAAAUUGGAAUGUGGGGUAACAAGAUUGGGGAUGAAGGAGCAAAGGCUUUUGCAGAGGCACUGAAAAAUCACCCCACCUUAACCAAUAUCAGCCUUGCCUUUAACAGCAUCACUACAGAAGGAGGUAAAAGUCUCGCAGAAGCGAUGAAACACAACAAUGGUGUAAAUAUAUUUUGGCUAACAAAAAAUGAGUUGGAUGAUGAAGCAGCUGAGAGUUUUGCUGAAAUGGUAAAGGUUAACAAGAAAUUGGGCCAUCUGUGGCUUAUCCAGAACCAUAUUACAAUUCGAGGAGCUAGGAGCUUAGCUGAUGCUCUUCAGGACAAUACAGCUCUCAAAGAAAUCUG